This is a messenger RNA of Elgaria multicarinata webbii, 1044 nucleotides long. It is a transcript of the gene GDF1, whose product is annotated as growth differentiation factor 1. The coding region runs from base 1 to 1044 and encodes 347 amino acids. NCBI's taxonomy places the organism in Eukaryota, Metazoa, Chordata, Lepidosauria, Squamata, Anguidae. Gene Ontology annotation, cellular component: extracellular region. The record is from RefSeq and is a predicted model, not a curated record. The transcript has 2 exons. Gene Ontology annotation, molecular function: growth factor activity; cytokine activity.
AUGUUUUGGGUCUUGGUGGAAGGAGGCCUGGAUGUGAAAUCGCAGGAAUCGUUGCUUUUAAAAUCUCUGGGGUUCAGGGCCAAGCCGAGUCCCAAAUCUCCUGGCCCGGUUCCUCCGCUACUGUGGAAAAUGUUCCAAAAGAGAACCAACCCUGGGCCUUCUGCUAAAGAGUCCAAGGGACGGUGCUGGGUCGAAGAAUUUAAUGUACCUGGAAAUAUUGUUCGUGUCUUCCCGGAUCAAGGUGGCGAUAUUCAUGGAGAGGAGACCCAGAGCUGGUUAUGUCUCCAAAAGCGGCUGUAUUUUAACCUCUCCGCCCUGGACGAAGAAGAAGUGCCGACGAUGGCCCAACUGGAGAUCAAAUUCAGCCACAAUCUGUACCAGGCCUCAGGCCCAGCUCGCCCCUACGUUCUGAGCCUCUACAGAGCACCCCAGAUAGCCUUGCGGGGGGUGUCCGGCCACGGGUCCGGCCGCCAGGUCUUGGUGGAACAACCCUUCACCCACUUCCACGAGUCCUUCCUCUUCGAGGUGACGGAGUUGGCUAACGAGUGGCGGGGCCCCGACGGGAAUCCUGGCCUGAUCCUGGAGAUCAGCGCCCCAGCUUCGCCCAACGGGACCCUCUGCUCCGGCUCCUUCCUUGAGACCUCCCUGCUGGUGGUCUCCCUCGUCCCGGGACAGUGCAAAAGCACCCGGCCGAAGCGCAGCCCCUACUUCGUGCCCGAAGCCGUCAGCAACGUCUGCAAGCCGCGUCAACUCUACAUCAGCUUCAGCGACGUGGGUUGGGAGAACUGGAUCAUCGCCCCUCAAGGAUACAUGGCCAACUAUUGCUUGGGGGAAUGCCCUUUCCCUCUGACGGUAGAGCUCAACAGCACCAACCACGCCGUCCUGCAAACCAUCGUGCACUCCCUCGACCCCGAGGGGACGCCGCAGCCCUGCUGCGUCCCCGUGCGCCUCUCGCCCAUUUCCAUCUUGUAUUACGACAACAACGACAACGUGGUGCUGCGGCAUUACGAGGACAUGGUGGUGGACGAGUGCGGCUGCCGGUGA